AUGGGAGAUCAUACAACCGCUGCUGCCCGCCCCCAAACCUCGGCGGUUCCGCAAUCCGGGACGCCAGCCGCUGGACGACCGCAAGGCGCUGACUGGCAUUCUGUUCGUACUGAAGAGCGGCAUCCCCUGGGAGAUGCUGCCCCAAGAGAUGGGUUGUGGUUCCGGGAUGACCUGCUGGCGCCGGCUGCGGGAUUGGCAGCAAGCCGGAGUGUGGCAGAAGCUCCACGAAACGCUGUUGUCCCGAUUGCACGGUGCGGACCGCCUGGACUGAUCCCGGGCUUGCGUGGACAGCGCGUCGGUGCGGGCCGUGGGUGGCGGGGAAAAAGACCGGCCCCAUCCUACGGACCGGGGCAAGCCCGGGAGCAAGCAUCACGUGCUCACCGAGGCCAACGGAACACCUCUGUCGGCCAUCCUGACCGGGGCCAAUCGCCACGACGUAACCCAGUUGUUGCCCCUGGUGGAGGCCGUGCCGCCGGUGCGCGGUCAACGGGGCCGUCCCCGUCGCCGGCCCCAGCGGCUGUACGCCGACCGGGCCUAUGA
This is a messenger RNA of Geodia barretti, 540 nucleotides long. The record is from the annotation of a GenBank genome assembly. NCBI's taxonomy places the organism in Eukaryota, Metazoa, Porifera, Demospongiae, Tetractinellida, Geodiidae.